CAUCUGCAAGCUAUAUGAAGUUCAUAAUCUCAUCUUUAAAGCAAAACGGAAGCAGGAUAUUUGCCACCGAGGAAUCUGUGAGAAAUUGGGGAGAAGUGGCCUUUGAAAUAAAAAGCUCAUCGCCUUCCCCAGUGAGAUGAAACCAGGAAGUUUCUCAACCCACUGACGGACUUUGCAAUUAGAGAUUUUAUUUCCCUUUUCUCCCAACAGACUGAACUGUGAAAUAGAAAUGGCUCUGCAAGGCUUCCAGGUCUCCAUUAUGAUUCUUCUGGCUUAUUGCUGUUAUUAUGCUGUGCAAGGCUGCACCGUGACAGUGAAAGAAGCAAAUGCACAAAUAGAGCACCAGAUCUUGGAGAACAUUUCCUUGCCGUGCCAAGUCACAUACAGCAACUGCCAAAGCCCACUGGAAACAUAUUGGUUUCGCUGCCUCACGUCUCAUUGUGAGAAGAUCUGUGAUAAAUCUUGUAUAAAUGAGCGGUUUAGAUCAAUGCGAAAAAAAGGAUUGAAGGUGACGGGUACAAUGGACACCUAUCUGAAGAUCACCAACUUGCAUAUUAGUGACAGUGCAAUAUACAUCUGCGGUGCAGGAGACAGCAAAUCCCCCGACAUCAAAUCAAAAGCCACGGGGCAAGGGACUACACUGAUAGUAAAAGGUGAAGCACAAAGCAUUGUCACAACGGGAUGUGUUGUCCUGAUUAUCUUCUGUGUGCUCUUCUUUCUAUACAGCAUCGCUGUAUUUUCUAUUUAUGCUUUCAGAUCAAAACUGAAAAUAUUUAAGGAACCAAAAACAGAAGAGGCUGGGAAUAACAAUAAAAGUUACCGACGGCAAAGGAUUUUUCAAGCAAUAGCACAGGAAUAUCAUAAACGAUACCCGAGAAAAUCAAUGAGCCCGAAUUCUACAAGAGGUGAUGAUGCCAUCUACCAAAAUACACAGAGCCCCUAGUUAAAUUAACGCAAAACAGAGACAUUUGUGAGCUCUCUCUUUUGAGACUAUAUUUUUAAAGGACUGGGCUGUAGUAUUAAAGCCUGAAAAACUUGUGCGGAAGA
Molecule: messenger RNA, 1047 nt
Organism: Xenopus laevis (African clawed frog)
Lineage: Eukaryota; Metazoa; Chordata; Amphibia; Anura; Pipidae
Product: immunoglobulin superfamily member 6-like
Exons: 6
Coding region: 230-943 (237 amino acids)
Source: RefSeq, a predicted model, not a curated record